CUCCUCGGAAUGCUGCCGGAGGCUCAUCGCGAUUGGGGGGCGGGGGGGAGACAACAGCUUGAAAUCCAGCUACACUUGCCUCUGGAUCAGUGCCGCAACUCAAACAACGCUAGAUAAGAUAAUUUAAAACUUGCGGCGCCGUCUAGAUAAUUAGCGUGAGGUCCGCGGAUUCAUUAAGUGAGAGAGAGAGAGGGAGAGAGAUGCUCCUCCGCUGGGACUGUGUGAUGUAUGCAGUCUCGACGAAUCUGACAAGUUGGGGAAAGCGGGAGUGGAGAGGGGCAUUAUUAGCACGGUCCUGAUACGGCUCCUUCAAAAACCUUGGCCAAGUCAAAGCGGAACUGUCGACGCGGCUGGCCUCGGACUGACGAUCCGGUGCAUCGGUGCAUGGUGGGUACAGACUACAGCCCGUUUGGGUCAGAUUGAUGGAAGCUUAAGCAAUGGUGGAAGGAAGGGGACGAGGAAGUGGAGACGGAGGAGUUGGGCGGAUUUGCCGAUGCGGUCGAAGUGGGGGCCGCGGGUGCGUGUUGCCGGGAAGUUGUCGGGAGCCGUGGAACAGGAUGAUUGGUUACGUGUGCGACUGGAUCGACGCCUCUGAAGUGCCGAUGAUGAUGAAUUGCCACUGACUGACAGGCUGAUGCGGUGGGAUGGUACUAUGCCGCGAUCGUGCGCCAAUGCCCUCUAGAGGGAGGUGGGACUGAAGUCUUCCCUGCAGUUGUAAGAGUGUGUGCGUGUGUGUGUGUGUGAGCGCGCGGAGUGACACUCUGUGUUGAUUAGUUUGUAGGGGCAGAAGGUAUAUUUGGCUGUGUGAGUGUGUCAGAUGGUUCACUGUGCGCAUUGAAGCUGCGCAGGUGUGUGGAGAGCAGAAUUCCCGAGAGGCUCGUAGGCUUGUCUCGUUGCGAAGAGACGUUGAUGUCGUGAUUUUAUAUUUAUAUUUAUAUUUUUGUUUGCCUUAUUCCUUAUGCCUACUCAUCAAUGAAAGUUUGCUACCCGUUUGGACUUCAGCUUGUAGAGGCAUAGUGAGCUUCUCUGUGCAUCAAAUUGGUAGCGAAUUUGUUAGGUGUUGCUAGGAGGUGAGCUGCAUUGGAUUAGUUCUGGACAACGGUCAUCUGUGCUAUCAAUUCCUGUGGUAGUGUCUAAACGUGAGAGUGAGUUACAAGUUUGCAAAUUUGAGCCAAAGCAUCGGUCACUCCCCUGUAGGUUUAGAAUUGCUUGGAUUAAAGCGACCUUGAUCUGCAGUCUUGAUCGCGAGUCAAUUAGAAAGCUUUUGUGGGAAGAGCGAUAGUCAAUCUAUGUUAACUGUCGAGUGAAGCUUAACUUUCGUAGAAUCGGGUCAAUCUGCCUCCCGUCGAGGACAUGAGCCUUGGAAGCACGCGGUGUUCUCUUUCAUAUGUUGGAUUGUUCGUCGUAUUCUCAGAAGGAUAGAGCUUUGAGAGGGAAUCUACAUUCUCUUAACAAAGCUCUCCUGGUUCAUUAACUCCAGUAUUAUUUGAAAAGGACCACUCGUGACCUCGACUAAGCGCUUCCAUGAGCACCAAAAAGGGCAGCGCGACUUCUUUAACAAAUGAGGAGAAAAAAAAUCGCUAUUUCAUCGAGAAUGAGCCUUUACAACUUUUAUCUGUACUAGACAAACUGCGCGUGCACUUGUAGUAUCCCACAGUAGUAACGGUGUUGAAAUUUGUUGCACAAUAUUGGAAGGUGACUCCAGCUCUUGGGUAGUAACCAAUUAAAACGAUGGGUAAUUGCCAUGCGGUUGAUCCCGUGUGUGCGACCGUGGAGCAUCCGAAUGGUACUGUCGAGAAGCUCUACUUCUCUUCCUCCGCCCGGCAACUGAUGCUCCAGUACCCUGGGCACUACGUUGCCCUUCUGCCGCCUCCACCAAACCCUUCUGUGGAUGGUGGAGUUAGGAACUUUCGACAGAAGGCGAAGCUUCUGCAGCCGGACACUAUGUUGAGCGUUGGCUGCUGCUACCGGUUGGUGACUUUCGAAGAUGUUUUGUCAGAGCUUUCUGACAAGGGCAACAUGGUUCGUCAGACAAGCAAGAAGAGAAUCCCCCAAUCCAACACGGCCACACCGAUGAAGCAGCAAUCUUCGAUCCAACCAUCCCAUGUUUCCAAUCACCAUUCAGAAGUCAGCAAGGCUGCAGUGAAUCACAUAAAUCAGCUGCGAGCAAGGCUAUCAAAGUCCUUCCUUGUACAAAAGGAAAACGAAAAUUCAUCUCCACCAGCCUUUCAAGCGAGGCCAGGUUUCGUGUCCAGACGUUCACCGCCGCAGUCUCUGCAUCCAGUGCAACGAGUACGAGCUUGGCGGCCGAGCCUUCAGAGCAUCUCUGAGCGAAAUCGAUGAUCAGUAGAUCGACGUUCAGCACCUCCAUCUGUACAUACCAACCAUGUGCAUCGUGCAAGUCUUCAUCCACCAACAUAAAUGCACAGCCAAGCUUCUUACGUGUCCGUCAAUUCUUUUGUAAACAAUAUCUCGUCCAUUCAUUCACGUUUUACUGUCGAAUAGUUUGGACAUAAGCAAUACAAAAAGUGCAAAAUUCAAGUAGAUUAGAUGAGUUUGUUAAUCCUUGUGAAGUUUGUGACAGCGUGAUCAGCCGCUAAGGGCUUUGUGUCAUCAGUUGCAGCAGAUGUCCUUCAAUUCUGAAGUCUUGGCAGAUAUUCCUGUGAUUUUAGUCCUUGACUAAUAAAAUUGAAGAAACAUUCUCUUCAUUCUUCAAGUGU
Molecule: messenger RNA, 2720 nt
Organism: Physcomitrium patens
Lineage: Eukaryota; Viridiplantae; Streptophyta; Bryopsida; Funariales; Funariaceae
Source: RefSeq, a predicted model, not a curated record